Messenger RNA from Sapajus apella (tufted capuchin), 1270 nucleotides. It is a transcript of the gene PSMA4, whose product is annotated as proteasome 20S subunit alpha 4. The transcript is spliced from 8 exons. Gene Ontology annotation, biological process: ubiquitin-dependent protein catabolic process. NCBI's taxonomy places the organism in Eukaryota, Metazoa, Chordata, Mammalia, Primates, Cebidae. Bases 123 to 1013 code for a protein of 296 amino acids. The record is from RefSeq and is a predicted model, not a curated record. Gene Ontology annotation, cellular component: proteasome core complex, alpha-subunit complex; cytosol; proteasome core complex.
AGCGCCCUCGAGCCCCCACCCCCGCACCCCAGCUCCCACGAGGGCCAAGAGUUCUCGCUCCGCCCCGCAAGGAGGACUUCCGCGUCCUCCGCCGGCCCGCCCCCUCCCCGGAGGUUCUGCGCAUGUGCGGGGGCCAUAUUAGCAGCGGAUACUCUGGCAGCGCUGGUGAUUUUUCUCCCGCGGAGUUAAGGGCUCCGUGGACGUCACAAGUCUUCAGGGUCUUCCCUCUGUCUCGAAGAUAUGACUCCAGGACCACUAUAUUUUCUCCAGAAGGUCGCUUAUACCAAGUUGAAUAUGCCAUGGAAGCGAUUGGACAUGCAGGCACCUGUUUGGGAAUUCUAGCAAAUGAUGGUGUUUUGCUUGCAGCAGAGAGACGCAACAUCCACAAGCUUCUUGAUGAAGUCUUUUUUUCUGAAAAAAUUUAUAAACUCAAUGAGGACAUGGCUUGCAGUGUGGCAGGCAUAACUUCUGAUGCUAAUGUUCUGACUAAUGAACUAAGGCUCAUUGCUCAAAGGUAUUUAUUACAGUAUCAGGAGCCAAUACCUUGUGAGCAAUUGGUUACAGCACUGUGUGACAUCAAACAAGCUUAUACACAAUUUGGAGGAAAACGUCCCUUUGGUGUUUCAUUGCUCUACAUUGGCUGGGAUAAGCACUAUGGUUUUCAGCUCUAUCAGAGUGACCCCAGUGGAAAUUACGGGGGAUGGAAGGCCACAUGCAUUGGAAAUAAUAGCGCUGCGGCUGUGUCAAUGUUGAAACAGGACUACAAAGAAGGAGAAAUGACGUUGAAGUCAGCACUGGCUUUAGCUAUCAAAGUGCUAAAUAAGACCAUGGAUGUUAGUAAACUGUCUGCUGAGAAAGUGGAAAUUGCAACACUAACAAGAGAGAAUGGAAAGACGGUAAUCAGAGUUCUCAAACAAAAAGAAGUGGAACAGUUGAUCAAAAAACAUGAGGAAGAAGAAGCUAAAGCUGAGCGUGAGAAGAAAGAAAAAGAACAGAAAGAAAAGGAUAAAUAGACACAAUCAGAGAUUCGGUUACCAUUUGGGGCACCGUUUCAGUGUGAAAGCUGACCUACUCUUCCACACUAAGAAGGCUUUGACUUUUUUUAAACUGGUGCAGUGGGAAAAUAGGACAUUACAUACUGAAUUGGGUCCUUGUCAUUUCUGUUCAAUUGAAUACUUUAUUGUAAUGAUGAGGGUUACUUUCUGUGGACAUCUUAACCUUCCACACACAUCCCCUUUUUUUGGAAUAAAAUUUGGAAAAUGGAAAUGAA